Mollisia scopiformis is the source of this 1916-nucleotide messenger RNA. RefSeq names its product DUF1760-domain-containing protein. The transcript is spliced from 2 exons. Lineage: Eukaryota; Fungi; Ascomycota; Leotiomycetes; Helotiales; Mollisiaceae. The coding region runs from base 71 to 1861 and encodes 596 amino acids. Gene Ontology annotation, biological process: cellular response to oxidative stress. The record is from RefSeq and is a predicted model, not a curated record. Gene Ontology annotation, cellular component: cytoplasm.
CUUUAUCUUAUCGACCUCAACGACAGCCUCGAACAUCAACAACAGCAUCUUCCCAUCUCUGCACGACAACAUGGCCUCUGCCGAUCCGAUCACUGCCAUUACGGUCAGUCUGCCGCCGGCAGAAGACUACCUGAUGUACCUCACUAUCCUCGAAUACAACAUGAGCCCAGAGAUUCUGCCAACUUUGGAGGGGUUCCUACAAGAUCCCGAGUUGACGCAGCAUAUUGGUUGGGACUUGAUACAUCUGCUGCUGCCGCAGCCCGGGGCGGAGAAAUGCCUCACUACGAUUGCUCGCCUUGGGAAUCCGCGGGAGGUCAUACUGAAAGUGACAGAAGAACUGCAGAAGCUGGAUCUGGAGAGCGUUGAGGAAGAGGGGGAGACACCACCUGGCACAACACCAAACGACCUCGAUGGAUUCUGCACGCUGGUGAAUCUGCUCUCAAUAUUACAUCCCCGAAUCAAAACGAAACAUCCAUCCCGCUUCCUCUCAACAUCUCUGAUGGCAGUCCUCACAGCCUUCCGCCCCUCAAACAGAGCUACUCUUGCCCUCAUCGCAUUCGUACAUACAGUAUUCCCGGGAAAGAAACGACCACCUCUUCCUGGGCGAAAGUCCAGCUUGCAGAUCCCGACGAGCAGCUUGACAGACCAAACUGCACUAGAUCCCGAGGCCCAAGAUGAAGACCCUGCCGAGUCUGCCAUCCAAGCAAAGCUUCUGCAAUCUUUCGUAACCCACGUGUUGGAAGAAUAUGUCAACGCUAAUACCUUAGAAUGGGCCGCAAGGCUACAGGAAGCUUUUGAGCCGAGGAAGGUUGUGGCUGGAAGAACGAGCUUGGGGGAGGCAUUUCGGGAAGAAGUCGAAUUGCAGACUCGGGACACCAUUGUAGGACAACUUGUGGCAAUUGCUCGCGAUCUUGGCCUAACCCAAUACCCUGUUCUCUUCGAUGCUAUCUACAAUACCGAUUCGCAUCCUUCCGAGUACGAAACCGAAUACCCCUCUACUCCUGGGGACAUACCUUUAUCUCAAGCAGGAUCACUGUUCCUCAUAACAUCCUUCAUCUUCUCCUCGAUAAUCUUUGGGUCCCAAAUGGCAGCACCCGAGUUGUCUAUAUUUCCUGAUCAUGCCAAACUGGUGAAGCAUUUCAUUGGGACGAAUGGACCAAUGAAUAUCGGUGGCGAAGAAACAGGUGUGAUAGAUGCUAUCUUGGGCAUUGGACUAUGGCUGGAACAUCACAAUCACUUCGUCUCAGGACCACUUGAGGAUGAAGACUUCCUACAGCAUCUUCAGUUCCUGUCCUUACUCUCAGCGAACAAUCCGUCACCAACUCUUCGAUAUGCAGCCCAUACUUUGACCUCGUCGAUACUUCAUGCGCACCCAGUUGAUCGCUUACGAUUAACAUUCAUAACAGACACAUUGGAGGAAUGCCCUUUCGAAACCUUGAAGGGCUCUGCAGUAUCAUGGCUUAAGGAAGAGAUCAUCACCGCCCAAGAACGGAAAUCUCACAAUGCUUUUGAUUCUACUGUUGCAUUAGCUGCUGCCCAACCAUACUUAUUUCCCGAUACAUCAUCUUUAGCCAGUGCAGAUGAUAUGGAAUUGAUACAGGAGCUAGAACAAUCAUUCCCGUUCCACAUGUCGGUUGUCAAUUUCCUGUAUUUUGUUGGAGGAAAGCAAUAUACUCACGUGGUGCCUACUGGGAUGAUGAGUGUUGUGGAGGAGAUUUAUCUGGGACCUUUGAGAACUGCGCAGCAAAAAGCUUUGAAGUUGGUCGAAGCCGAAUCUGAGAACAGUAGUGGAGGAUCAGUGGUCGAACUGCAACUCCUUGGGGAUCGAAUUGCGUUAUGCUCAGCACAGAUCAAUGAUUGAUGAAUGCAUGAUUUAUUGUUCUUCCUGUCCUUAAAUUACAUGUCUUCUUCGAAUC